Molecule: messenger RNA, 174 nt
Organism: Diaporthe citri
Lineage: Eukaryota; Fungi; Ascomycota; Sordariomycetes; Diaporthales; Diaporthaceae
Exons: 3
Coding region: 1-174 (57 amino acids)
Source: RefSeq, a predicted model, not a curated record
AUGACUGUCAGGAAGAAGCUAGUAAUUGCUUUCAUCUUUCUGGCCGGCUUCGUUGUCACAGGCAUCAGCAUUGCCCGCUUCACAGUCUUCUUUCAGGCCAUGGACGCGAACUUCACAUACGGUUAUGUUGAAAUGGCUAUUCUGUCCGUAGCAGAAAUCAACGUCUCGAUAUAA